Messenger RNA from Raphanus sativus (radish), 2007 nucleotides. Its product is annotated as protein NRT1/ PTR FAMILY 8.2. The record is from RefSeq and is a predicted model, not a curated record. NCBI's taxonomy places the organism in Eukaryota, Viridiplantae, Streptophyta, Magnoliopsida, Brassicales, Brassicaceae. Gene Ontology annotation, biological process: oligopeptide transport; transmembrane transport. The transcript is spliced from 5 exons. Gene Ontology annotation, molecular function: tripeptide transmembrane transporter activity. The coding region runs from base 94 to 1809 and encodes 571 amino acids. Gene Ontology annotation, cellular component: membrane.
AAUAUCUUCCUCCUCAAAGCGUCCGGCAGAGCGAGAGCCACCGUCGUACGAGGGGAAGAGAGGCUGAAUAAUAUUUUUAAUAAGGACAACAAGAUGGAUAGUGAAUAUACACAAGAUGGAACACUUGACAUUCACAAGAAACCAGCAAACAAGAAUAAAACAGGAACCUGGAAAGCUUGCAGAUUCAUUCUCGUGACUGAGUGUUGUGAAAGAUUGGCGUACUAUGGAAUGAGUACAAACCUGGUGAACUAUAUAGAGAAACAUCUCAGUAUGGGAAACGUAGCAGCUUCCAACAGUGUCACAAACUGGUCGGGAACAUGUUACGCCACUCCUUUGAUCGGUGCUUUUCUCGCCGAUGCUUAUCUUGGUCGUUACUGGACCAUCGCUUCCUUCGUCGUCAUCUACAUUUCCGGAAUGACGCUAUUGACGUUAUCAGCUUCGGUUCCUGGUCUAACACCAACCUGCCACGGUGAAAACUGCCACGCAACGGGAGGCCAAAUCGCGAUCACGUUCGUAGCGCUCUACUUGAUCGCACUGGGGACAGGAGGGAUCAAGCCAUGCGUUUCCUCCUUUGGUGCUGAUCAGUUUGACGACACAGACGAAGAGGAGAAAGAAUCUAAGAGCUCUUUCUUCAACUGGUUCUACUUUGUGAUCAACGUUGGUGCAAUGUUCGCUGCCUCAGUCCUCGUUUGGAUUCAGAUGAAUGUUGGUUGGGGCUGGGGUUUCGGGGUUCCCACCGUGGCCAUGGCCUUGGCCGUCCUCUUGUUCUUCGCCGGAAGCAAAUUCUAUAGGCUUCAGAAACCAGGAGGAAGCCCCAUCACAAGAAUGCUUCAAGUCAUCGUUGCUUCUUUCAGAAAAUCCAAAGUGACAGUCCCUGAAGAUGAUUCUCUUCUCUACGAGAUCCACGAUGCUGAAAGCAGUAUCCAAGGAAGCCGCAAGCUCGAACACACCCCUAAACUUACAUUCUUUGACAGAGCAGCAGUAGUAGUAGUAGAGACAGAGAGUAAUAAUGACAAGAAAGAAGGAGCUAAAUCGGGAUGGAAGCUAUGUACAGUGACGCAAGUAGAAGAGCUGAAAGCACUGAUCGGUCUCUUGCCUGUUUGGGCCUCAGGGAUCGUCUUUGCUGCGGUUUAUAGCCAAUUUAGCACAAUGUUCGUGCUACAAGGCAACACUAUGGACCGAAGCAUGGGUCCUAACUUCACCAUCCCUUCCGCAUCCCUCGCCUUGUUCGACAUUCUCAGUGUCCUCUUCUGGACCCCUGUCUAUGACCAGCUUAUCGUUCCCUUCGCCAGGAAGUUCACUGGCAAUGAACGUGGCUUCACCCAGCUUCAACGCAUAGGGAUCGGACUUUUAAUCUCUAUUUUCUCAAUGGUAUCUGCCGGAAUCCUAGAGGUGGCAAGGUUAAGCUACGUGCGAACACACAAUCUCUACGAUGCGGAAGAGGUUCCAAUCUCCAUAUUCUGGCAAGUUCCGCAGUAUUUUUUCGUAGGUUGCGCAGAGGUGUUCACAUUUGUAGGGCAGCUGGAGUUCUUCUACGACCAAGCGCCAGAUGCAAUGAGGAGUCUUUGCUCGGCACUGGCGCUGACGACGGUGGCGUUAGGGAACUAUCUAAGCACAUUGCUGGUGACGGUGGUUACUAAAGUGACGACGACAGGUGGAAGAGCAGGAUGGAUAGCUGAUAACCUCAACAGAGGUCAUCUUGAUUACUACUAUUGGUUAUUGGCCGUUUUGAGUUUCUUGAAUUUCUUCGUCUACCUUUGGAUUGCCAAAUCCUACACUUACAAGAAAGCCACAGGCCAUGCUCUCUGAUGCAACUUUGUCAAUUACAGUACGUCGGCGGCGGCAGUAAUCUUCCUUCCUUAAUUUACUUAACAGUUACUAUAUUGCUUUUAUUUUUUACAAACAAUCUUAUAUUUAUUUAUUAGUCAGUACCAAAGAACAGCUGCAUAGCAUAUUGGUUUUGAACUGAAACUGCUGAUUAGUAGAUUUUUUCUUGUCCUAUGAUUA